This is a messenger RNA of Bubalus bubalis (water buffalo), 1037 nucleotides long. RefSeq lists its product as uncharacterized. The record is from RefSeq and is a predicted model, not a curated record. Bases 142 to 969 code for a protein of 275 amino acids. Lineage: Eukaryota; Metazoa; Chordata; Mammalia; Artiodactyla; Bovidae. The transcript has 2 exons.
GGAAUGGCGGCAUCAGGGUAUUCCCCAGUGAAGAGCAAGAGGAGGGCUAAGUCAUCUACCUCCUGAAGGCCCAGGGAACCAGCCUCUAGGUGAGAUUUCAGCAGUUCUGUACCACGAAGCUUCGUCCGCCUGCCCGGGACAAUGUCUGGACACCAAGCGGGCCGUCCCAGCACCGGCAACCGCAACGUGUCCUUCAUGGCCCAGACUCCAGGCUGGCCCCACGGCCCCAGCAUGACCGGGGCAAGCAACCUCAAGUGCUCUCGGACCCCGAGCGGCUCCGAGGCCAGCAGCAACCCUUCAGGGCCCACUGACACCCCGGGUUCCCCCAGGCUGCCGUUGAGGAGAAUCUGCAUGGGCCGGCCCUACAACUCCAAGUGCAUGGAGACGAGCCACCUGGCCAAGGGCCCCAAGGUGGCCAGAAAGCCCAUGUGUCGCAGCAAACCCCACUGCCUGCUCUGUACAGAUCGUCCCUUGGGUCCCUCUAACCCCACCUUCCUGGAUCAGCUCAUCAAAGGCAUCAGCUACCUCGACAGAUCCACCAAUGCCUUCUACAGCAACUACCCUAAGUCCCUGAACCUGCCGAGGCUUGCAGCCAACUAUCUGGAACGCGCCGCCAACUCCAUCCACCUGGACCACCUGGACCACGCCUCCCCACGCAGUUACUGUAACCACAGCAGCAGAGCGGCGGCCUUCGACUACCCCUGCGGCAGCACCACCGUGGUGCCGUCCGGAAGGGCUGUCAACGCUGUGCAGUACGUGGAUAACUCCGCCAACACGAGCUGCUUUCGCCGGUUUCAGAGCCGGAACCUCACUCCCAUCCUGCCCCAGAGGCCGGGGAUAAAGCUGCCUGAGCUCCCUCUGUUCGGCAACGGGAUCUUUUCCUUAGGUCGCCUGCCCAAGUUCUGGGAAGCAAUCCGCUCGGGCUGCAGAGCCCCGGAGCCCAUCUCUAAGCCCUCCAGCUGGUGGUGACAUCCACACCAACCGCGAAGACGGCACAUGUCCAUCCGGUCGCGGUUGCGGAAAAUAAAUUGUCUGUG